Molecule: messenger RNA, 3139 nt
Organism: Labrus bergylta (ballan wrasse)
Lineage: Eukaryota; Metazoa; Chordata; Actinopteri; Labriformes; Labridae
Gene: gga1
Product: golgi-associated, gamma adaptin ear containing, ARF binding protein 1
Biological process (GO): protein localization to cell surface; intracellular protein transport; Golgi to plasma membrane transport
Cellular component (GO): trans-Golgi network
Molecular function (GO): small GTPase binding; phosphatidylinositol binding; ubiquitin binding
Source: RefSeq, a predicted model, not a curated record
AAACCUCGCGAUAUGUUACAAAGAUCACGCGGAAGUUGCCACUUGUUUAGAAUUCCCGAAAGAUGGCGGCGGCGCCUCCAGACGAGGCUAGCCUGCAGUCUCGCAUCAACAAGGCCACCAAUCCUUUGAACAAGGCGACUGACUGGGACAUCAUCCAGGGGUUUUGUGAUCAUCUUAACAAUGACCCAGAAGGUCCCCAGCUUGCAACCAGACUGCUGGCCCAUAAAAUCCAGUCUCCCCAGGAGUGGGAGGCUAUGCAGGCACUUACGGUUCUUGAGACGUGCAUGAAAAACUGUGGAAAGCGAUUUCACACUGAAGUGGGAAAGUUUCGCUUUCUCAAUGAGCUCAUCAAGGUGGUCUCACCAAAGUAUUUGGGCACUCGGGCUCCAGAGCCAGUGAAGAAGAAGGUGUUAGAAAUUGUGUACAGCUGGACAGUGAGCCUACCAGAUGAGACCAAGAUAGCAGAAGCCUAUCAGAUGCUGAAAAAACAGGGCAUUGUCAAGCUGGAUCCUGUGCUUCCUGAGGACAAGCCUGCCCCACCGCCUCCAGCCAGAGCCAAAAGUGCCGUCUUUGAAGAUGAAGAGAAAUCCAAGAUGCUGUCUCGCUUAUUGAACAGCACUCACCCUGAAGAUUUAAGAGCAGCAAACAAGCUCAUUAAGGAAAUGGUCCAGGAGGACCAAAAGCGUGUGGAGAAAGUGUCAAAGCGGGUCAACGCCAUCCAGGAGGUGAAGGAGAGUGUGAGCCUGCUGAGCCAGCUGCUGGAGGGCUACAGCAAGGAGAGCUGCUCCCAGAGCAACCAGGAGCUUAUUAAAGAUCUUUACCAGCGCUGUGAAAAGAUGAGACCUACACUAUUCCGACUAGCAAGUGAUACUGAGGACAGUGAUGAAGCCCUUGCGGACAUUUUACAGGCCAAUGACAGCCUGACGCAGGUCAUCAACCUGUACAGACAGCUGGUAAAGGGAGAGGAUGUGACAAAAGACUGCAUCAGCACAGCCUCACAACCUGCCAGCAGCAGCUCAGCUCUUGUCGACCUGAUGGGGCUCAAUGCAUCAGCCAGCACAGAAGCAUCCAACCCUGAGCCGUCCAGCCUACAGACCCUGACUCAGAACAUGGGCAUCAGCCUCCUGGAUGAUGAGCUCAUGUCGCUGGGCCUGAAUGCAACGGAAAACUGUGACUUCCAGAACACCUUUCAGGUGCAAGUUUCCUCUGAUAGCACAGAAUCAUCUGCUGCAUCGCUGCCUGCUGCGGUAUUGCUCCCAGCCGUAGUCCAAACACUUCAUCCUCCACCAGUAGGGGGCCCCAUUGCUCCUAGUAAACCCAUUGAAGAUUUGGACAUGUUGGGGAAGAUGUUGUUACAGCAGUCUCUACCUCCAGAGAGCCAGCAGGUCAAAUGGGAUAAACUCCAAACUCAAUCCAGAGUCACCUUACGAGAUCUGCAGAAAUCCAGCUCUAGAACUGCUCCUAAUGCAAACACCAACUCCUCUGGUCCCGCUGCUGCUCCGGGGCUAAUGUCCACCCAUGCUGUCCAAUCAGAGCAGCCUGACACCCUCCUCCUCUCCAAUCUCAGUCUCAUAGCUGCUGAGAAAAUCUCACUGGCUCCUGCUGAUCCCUAUGACAACAUCUCUUUAGCUGAUGUUACUGUGCCUCUUGAAACAAUCAAACCAAGCAGCUUAUUACCAGUUACUGUACUCGACAAACACAGUCUCCGGGUUUUGUUCACCUUUGCCCGUGAUUGUCCUCCAUCCCGGCCGGAAGUGCUAGUGGUGAUCAUCUCCAUGCUGUCCUCAGCUCCCAUUCCUGCAACAAACAUCCGCUUUCAGGCAGCAGUGCCAAAGGUGAUGAAAGUAAAGCUGCAGCCUCCCUCUAGCACUGAGCUCCCAGCCUUCAAUCCCAUCCUGCCUCCAGCAGCCAUCACUCAGAUUCUGCUGUUGGCUAACCCUCACAAGGAAAAAGUGCGUUUACGGUACAAGCUGACAUUCAAACUAGGGGAAACCUCUCACGAUGAAUCUGGCGAUGUGGAUCAGUUCCCACCUCCAAACACCUGGGGGAACCUUUAGUAGGAAAGACCAGGCCGCUGUCAUCUGAUCCGCUGCUGUUUCCUUUCAAUUUAAGUUGAAGUUGUCCCUUGUUGCUGGCUUGAUGGCUAGACAGCCCCCCCCCCCCCCAGUUUAAUAACAAACUGACAAGAGAGCUGUUGUGGGAGCCACCUUCUACCUUGUGCCUUCCUGUCCUUAAUCAAUCAUCUCUGUGUUUCUGUGUCCCACGGCUACUUUUUCUUCUUCAAACAAUCAGUUCAACACACACUUUAGAGCAGACUGUCGGUUAAUUCUAUUGGAUGCAGUGAACCAUACGGAAAAGUUGAGCCUUUAAAAAAAGAAAAACCUGAAUGUGUCUGAAAGUUACAGCUGGUGUCAUACAUUGUUUCUGCUUUUAUAUAUAUUUAAAAAAAAAACAUCCCACGUUCAGAGAUAGUUUGUCAGCCAGGGAGUGUUUGGAGUAGGGGUGCAACAGAUCAUUCUUUUCUUUCAGUCUGUAAAUAAAUCAAACUUAAAGCCAGUUACAGGCUUGAAGGGAUCUCUUAAACCUGUUUACAGUUUGGCCAAUAGCGCAUGUAUUCAAUCCAUGAUAUGAAGUGGUUUAUGUUUCUACCUGAUAAAUAACAUGAUUAUCAGAUUUGGAAUUCAUUUCCUAUCAAAUCAUGAAUUGACAAACUGGCUCAUUGUUGAAUAAGUUCAGUAAAUGUAAUAUGAAGAUGACAUCAUGCUGAAUAACCAGCAACAACCUCCGCUAUACCCCACUACGGAAACUGUUUGUUUUUUUGUCACACACAGAGGAACACUAUGAAACUUCAUGUUAUUGUCAACACUUUGAAAUCAUUGAAACGUUUUUUCCCUUUUAUGAAAUGGAGUAAGUUAAAAUGUUAUAAACAGAAAAGCAUUUACAGAACCAAGCUUCCUGUUUCCGGGUUGCAUACAGGAUGAACCGGUACCUUUUUUUUUUUUUUAAUUUGUGUCAUGUUUUGGAAAGUAAUUAUUGGCCAAUGUGUGUUUCUAAGCUGUGGCAAGACUUUUCCCACAGCAAACAUUUUGACUUGUCUUUGUAAAAAAAAAAAAAAAGCACACGUGUUAAUUGACAUCAU